UAUGAAAAAAAAUUUGGUAUAUGGAAAAGCCUUAAGGCUUAUAUAUAUAUGCAUAUUAUCUACCAGUAUAUAGGUUUUUUCUAUAACAAAUCCUUAAUUAGAUUAGGUUUCCUAAUUAGGAAAAAUUAUUCAAUAUAAAAAUUUGAAAAUACGUGGAAGUAUGGAGGGAGCAAUGAUGCAAUUCAAUGAAAGAAGAAGCUUAUUAUCACUCCUUAUAAUAAAAAAAAUGAACCUUUAAAAGGUGUUUCUCUAUAAUAAUGAGAAAAAUGAAAUAUUGAUUAAUUCAAAAUUGAAUCAACUUAAUAUUCUGGUUGAAUGAAAAUAUUGACUUAAGAAAGUUAGAAUGAGAUAAUCUAUUUAAUUUACUUAUUAUUUUAAUGCCUCAUUACAUUUGCAAUUUUUAAUCGUAAAUGUAGAUACUAGUCCUAGUCUAACCUUCCUAGUAGGCAUUUUCUGACAGAAGAAAUUAAUUUUUAUCUCUCUCUGAACUCAAAGAUCUAGGAAUUGCUUAUUUAGUUAAAAUAUUUCUACACCUAAUGGCUACAAUUUCAUAAUUAAACAUAAAAUAUUGGUGUAUAUGC
Messenger RNA from Paramecium octaurelia, 581 nucleotides. The record is from the annotation of a GenBank genome assembly. NCBI's taxonomy places the organism in Eukaryota, Ciliophora, Oligohymenophorea, Peniculida, Parameciidae.